UUGGAGUUUCACGGCAAAAAGAAAAAAGAAAAAGAAAAAACAAACACAACGGUCUCAUCUGGCUGACCAAUUAUAUUCCAGAAAGGACCAUCAAUAAGCAGUGAAUUUGGCUCAACUAUAGAAGGUGCCUUUAUUUCUGUAACCCAAAUUUGGAUGUCAAAAUCAUAGCCUACAUUUCUUGCCAUAAUAAUAAUGAUUACCACCCUUCAUUUUCAUGGUCAUUUUUCAAAGUUUGUAGCAUUCUCUUGUUAGGCCUUUGAGACAGACAGAAAAGACAUUGUCGUUCUUUAGUAGGUAGAGUUAGCUGUUCUCUGUAACAGGAGUGAAAAGACAGAAAAAAAUUUUAAUAAUGAAGCGGGUUUUGAUAUGGGUUUUGAGUUUGUGGAGUGUAGUUGGGAUUGGUUUGAGCCGAUCUGAAGAUGGGUUGGAAGAACUGAAGGCUAAAGAGAGUUUGCUUUCGUACUUGGAGAAAAAUGCAGUAUCCCCUGGUGCCAACCACCCGCUCAUGGUUCCCCUCACUCUCAUUCAAAGAGCUGCUUCUAAAGGAGCUGUUUGUUUGGAUGGGACGCCUCCUGGUUAUCAUCUGGACCGUGGGUUCGGGUCAGGUGCAAACAGCUGGCUCAUCCAACUGGAGGGAGGUGGAUGGUGUAAUAGCAUUCGAACUUGUGUCUUCCGCAAAACUACUCGACGUGGUUCAUCAAAAUUUAUGGAGAAGCAAAUAAAUUUCACUGGAAUUUUGAGCAAUAAAGCUGAAGAAAAUCCUGAUUUCUACAACUGGAACAGAGUCAAGCUACGUUACUGCGAUGGGGCAUCUUUUGCUGGGGAGGGCCAGAAUGAGGCUAACCAGCUUUAUUUUAGAGGACAAAGGAUCUGGUCAGCUGCUAUGGAAGAAUUAAUGUCCAAGGGAAUGCAGAAUGCUCAGCAGGCGCUUCUUUCUGGAUGCUCUGCUGGGGGUCUAGCUUCCAUUCUUCACUGUGAUGAGUUUAAGGAUUUGUUUCCAAAAACUACCAAAGUGAAAUGUCUAAGUGAUGCGGGCCUGUUCCUUGAUGCAAGAAAUGUGGCUGGUGGCUAUACCUUAAGGGAUGUGUAUGGGGGUGUGGUAACCUUACAGGGUGUGCAAAAGAAUCUGCCAAAUACUUGUACCAGCCAAAUGGAUCCAACUUCGUGCUUCUUCCCUCAAAACUUGGUUGCAAAUAUCAAGACCCCUAUGUUUCUUCUCAAUGCAGCCUAUGAUGCAUGGCAGGUCCAAGAGAGUUUAAUUCCAUCAUCUGCUGAUCCUCACGGUUUGUGGCAUGAGUGCAAAAUGGAUCGUUCUCAUUGUAACUCAUCGCAGCUGCAGUUUCUGCAAGACUUUAGGAAUCAAAUGCUCAAAGCUGUAAAUGUUUUCUCAAAGUCCAAUCAAAAUGGUUUAUUCAUAAAUUCUUGUUUUGCUCACUGCCAGUCAGAGAGACAGGAUACAUGGUAUGAGAAUGACUCUCCUCGUAUUGGAAAUAAGGCAAUUGGAGUGUCUGUUGGAGAUUGGUUCUUUGACCGAACAGCUGUUAAAGCUAUUGACUGUCCAUACCCAUGUGACAAUACUUGUCACAAUCUUGUCUUCAAGUGAGUAAGAACUUCUCAUUGACUCUGUGUAGAGGCCUCUAUAGCUUCCAUUUUAUUCUUUUCCCCAAUUGCGAAUUGUGGAAACUUUAACAUUCAUAUGUUGUAAUAAUAAAGUGAUAAGCUUUGGGAUUUCUUGUGUAUGCACAUCACAAUGAUUAGCGAUAUCAUUUUUUUUUUUCAAAAAUAUCAUUUAUAAGCAAUACAUGUCUCCAUAGACCUUUGAUAUCUUAGCACUCAAGUGAGCAGAAAGAUAUAAUACAUUUGAUAUCUUUAUAUUUGAGAUUUAAGAAAGCUAAACCAUCACUGUGCGUACUAAUAUUCCCAACCGCCACUUUCUUCGCUUUACUUUUGUUUCACACUUUCUAAUUUAUCCCUAGGACCUCAAAGCAUACCCAGAAUUCCUGAGAAAAAAGUGUACGAUAAGUGGGACAUCAAAGCUAAUCCUUGCAAUUUUUUUGUUGUUAUUGUGGCAUGUUUUUGUAAGAAUCAUAUUUGUUAUGGUAAAAACAUUUCUGAGUAAAUUAAGGUGGAAGCGAUAGAGAAUAUAAUGUUUAUUUUCACAUUGAUGUUAGUUAUUCCAGUUGAAUUUCUUUAUGCAGAUGAGUGAAAAUGUUACAAAAGGAACCUUGUUAAUCUUUGUAACUUCUAUAUCUUUAAGCAUAUAUGUUUUUAUAUUUCCAUAUAAAUAGAUCUAGGAUGUAGUUACCAAUGAGGCCUCGUUAUAAUGGUAAAAAAAAUUAGAGUGAUGCCCUAGGAGUUCCUGGUUCAAAUCCUCCCACUCCCAUGUGGGUAAGUACAUUGUAAUAUAUAUAUAUCCUCCCACCCCUAAUGUACCCUUUCUGGAUUUCCUCUCUCCACGUCGAUUGUAAGACUGACAUUAAUAUCUUCCUCUGUUAUAUC
Molecule: messenger RNA, 2499 nt
Organism: Durio zibethinus
Lineage: Eukaryota; Viridiplantae; Streptophyta; Magnoliopsida; Malvales; Malvaceae
Product: Pectinacetylesterase family protein
Biological process (GO): cell wall organization
Cellular component (GO): plant-type cell wall
Molecular function (GO): pectin acetylesterase activity
Source: RefSeq, a predicted model, not a curated record